CGGAUUCCUAGAGAGGCCAGUGGGUGGAAUGGGAGGCCAAGGGCUAAUCCGGCCCCUUCCUGCUUUACUCCCUCCCCCCUCCUUCCCCUCGUGCGUGGGAAACUGGAGUCCGGAUUUCCCAGGAGCCAAAGGCGUGAAGUUUGGCAUCUGGAGCAGGGAGAAGGAUGGGGAAAAGGCUGGACACCUAGGCCUUGAACAUUGUCUACUGCUGUGUAGGUUCCUCCUGGCUUAAGGAUCCCAAUGUCCUCCAUUUUUCCUGAGAGAUGCAUACCCAAACAUACACAGAGGGACCCACGGCCAGGAAUUUGUAUAUUUUUUGAGACAUGAGUGCCUGAGGUAAAGCAUUUGGGCUAAGCCUGGAUAAGGCUCACCAUCUUUGAAAAGAGAGAGUGAAAACGCUGAGCACAGGCCGGCUUUUGGCCUUGCACCUCUGGCUGACAGCUGCGUGUAAGGACAGGAAGUUCUUUCAGGAAUGAAAAUGGAGGGGCAGGACUCAAAAGGCCUCAAGCCGUUGACAGGUUUGGAAGGAAAGCUCAAGGGCUCUCAGCUUGGGCCCACAAGGGCAUUUCUUGGCUGGGCACCAUCGCAACAGGUCAAGCAGGAACCAGACGAGGGCCUGUCCCCCUGCUGGGAGACCCAGUUGGAAGAAUUAUCCAAGCCUGGGCAGUCUCCUCAGUCCGGAUGGGGCCACCCUCAGUUGGUGGAGCCCACCCCCUGGGAUGACACCAAGGCCUUCCUGGCCUCUUUCAAGGGUGCUGUGGAGGCCGGCCGGUGGCCUCGUGAAGAAGGGCCCCCCCAGCUCAUCCUGGACACUGAAAGCGGCAACUUUGGGGCAGCAAAGGAAGAGUUCCCAGGAGGGGACGCCCUGGGUAGGGAUGCACUCCGCCAGCGCUUCCGGGAGUUCUGCUACCAGGAGGCCGAGGGACCCCGUGAGGCCUGCGGCCGCCUCUGGUACCUUUGCCACCGGUGGCUGAAACCAGAGAGAUCUUCCAAGGAGCAGAUCUUGGAGCAGGUGAUCCUGGAGCAGUUCCUGACCAUCUUGCCCCUGGAGAUCCAGAGCUGGGUGAGGGGAAACAGCCCGGAUACCUGUGCCCAAGCAGUCGGCCUGGUUGAGGAUUUCCUGCAGAUGAAGCAAGAGGCCGAGAGGCGGGAGCAAAAGCACACGCGAAUGGAGGCCGACCCGGAGAGCUCCCAGCUGGCUGCGGAGCCUUUUCCUCUGGCCGAGUCUAUCCCAAGCCCCCCGGAUGUAAACCUUCCUUCUCCGGAGCCCCGGAGGAGGCGGGACGCUUGGUCCCGCAAGGAGACCAUUGCGUUCAUCGACAUCUGGAAAGCGGAGGAUGUCCAGAUCGCUCUGGGGCAGCAGUACCGCAACAUGAAGCUCUUUGCCUGGAUCGCCGACCGGCUGCGGGAGCGAGGCUUUGAGCGGGACGCCGAGCAGUGCCGCAGCCGGGCAAAAGACCUCAAGCGGGGCUACAAAGAGAUCAAGUGUGGGAACCUUCACUCUGGGCGGGCCCCCAAGACCGCCCCGUAUUUCAAGCUCCUGGAGCAGUUCCUGUGCCUCCGCAAGGGCAUUGUCUGCGGCAAGGUGUGCGGCGCCGGCGUGGUGGAGCGGCUGGACAAGAGGCGGAAGAGGCUGCCCUUAAACCCCAUGGCGGCCACUCGGAUUGCGCGGGAAGCUGCCAGUGCCGCCACCGCAAAGGCCCCCGAAAACGAGCCGGCGGAGCAGCAGUACGUCACCACCUUGCUGCAGGCUGCCCCUUCCAAAGAACUCCAGGGGAUGGCUUGCGAGCAAGGGCAGCAGACCCAGAAGAUGUCCAGGGAUGGUGAUGUGCAAAUCAUGGAAAAAGCGGACCCUCUGCAGGGCAAUAACGGUCCGUUGCCCUCCAAAGAGAUCCCUGCUGAACCUCAGGCUGCAAAUGUUGUGGAGGAGCCCAGGAGGCUGCCUGUGAGCAACACCGAGCGCAUGCGCUAUAGGCGGGAGCGCAACUGGAGGCAGCGCUUGGAGUCUACCCGGCGGCUGGUGGACCCCUUAUCUUUGUCGUCCUCCUCCUCUUCCUCCUCCAAGAUGAAUGCUGACCUUGUGGACACGCUCCGUCAGCUGCACCAGCAGGACUUGCGGGCCUUUGAAAGUGCGAGGCAGGAGGAGCGGGCGGAGGACAAGCAAGAGAGGCAGCAGGAGAAGAAGGAGCGGGAGGAGGACAGGGCCACAACCCAUCGCAUGAUUGCUGCCAUUGAACGCUCCCACCAGACCCUGGCAGAUCUCAUGGGAAGGCAGACCUCCGCCAUGGAGGCCAUUGCGACUGCUUUUUCCACCCCAAGGUAUCCCUCUCCCGGCCCCUUUCCAGGCUGCAACGUGUACCCGGGGUUCAGCCCCCCAUGGUCUGCUCAGCAGUCUGCUCCUAACUCCAGCGAGAGGCAGGGCAACGCCUCUGGGAACAGCGCAACGCAUUUUCCCAUCCCGGAUGACCCCGGGGCGCACAUUCCUGCCACAGCCCAAAAUGUUACUACGAGGCCUGACCUGGCACUGGCCCCCCUCUGUCCCUCUGCUAGUUUCCCCACUGACCUUGAUCCUUUUCCUCCCCUGCCGAAGCAGAGUCCUGAGGAGGUAUCAGCUACCUCGCCGGCAGCCCCCUACUCGCCCCUCGGCACCAGGUCAAGGCAGACCGUAAAGAGAAAAAAUUGUCCACGAAGGGUUAAAGCGACAGAGCGUGUGGUUGCUAGAGCGACCGAGGGAGGGACUUUCCCUCAAUCUGGGGGAAAGAAAAUGGCUUCCAAGGAGAAGGACGAAGUGGCGGCUGCCCCCUUGGGUCCCCGCAAAUCUUUUCAGACGGAGUGGGCAGUUGAAAAUAUGGCGGAGGGAGGCCCUGAAGGACAGGGAGACGUUCCCGAGGAAGUCAGAGUGAGCAAUCAUACUGCCCUGGUGAAAAACGAAGAGUCCGCUGCCUGCGAGGAUGUCUGUGUGAGGGAUGUCACAGCAACAGUGGCGGCAUCUCAGUCGGAGCCAGUCAACCCCCCGCUUCCAGACCCGCCAUGCUGGGAUGACAUCUUUCUGACCUCCAUUGAGAGGGCAAUCAACACUCGCCCGGGAAAGUGGAUGUCCCAGCUCAUCCCAGGCCUGAAGGAAGAAGGGCUGCGAUUGGAAGACCGGGAAGUGGGGGACUACGGGAAGGUAAAGGCGGCUAUCUUGCGAGUCGAUGCCAUCAGCACGGAAGUCCAGAGGCAGCACUUCCGCCUGUUUCAAUACAAGGAGGCCGACGGGCCCCGCGAGGCCUGCAGCCGCCUAUGGUUCCUUUGCCAUCGGUGGCUGAAGCCAGAAAGGCACACCAAGGAGCAGAUCCUGGAGCUGCUGAUCCUGGAGCAAUUCUUGGCUAUCCUCCCACUGGAGAUCCAGAGCUGGGUCAAAGAUGGCUGCCCGGAGACCUGCGCCCAGGCAGUGAUGUUGGCUGAGGAUUUCCUGCUGAGGCAGAGAGAGGCUGAGAGGCCAAAACCGCAGGUGCCAGAAUUGUUUGAGGAGGCCAGCGGGGUGUCGCUGGAGGGAGAGGGAGCUCCAUUGGAUGCUGGCCAGAGGCAGCUGGGCCUGGAGGUCAAGCGGGAGACUCUUGUGGAUGAUGGCGCAUUAGGUGAUCUAUGUCCAAGUGACAACAAUAAGGGGAGUCCCCAGCCGGAGAACUGUGAGCACGAGGAGCUGCAAGGGACAUUUGAGGAGGGCGAUGAAGAGGCCUUUCCCCUCUUUUGUAAACAGGGAAAUCUUCCUGAAAAGCCACCGAGAUCGGAGAAACUGUUGAAGAAGCCGCCGAGGAAGAGGGUACAAAAAUCCAUCCCAUUGGCAGGUGGUUACGAAGAUCUCGGUGGAGCCACGGCAGAGAAAGACACCAGUGAGGGUGAGCCACCCAUAAAGAUCGUAGUCUACGAAGAAAACUUCAGCCAGGGUUCAGAUCAAGCAGGAGAGAAAAUUCACAAAUGUUCGGUGUGUGGCAAAUGCUUCAGUCUUCGGUCGCGCCUUAUCGUUCAUGAGAGGACCCACACGGGAGAGAAGCCGUAUACAUGCUCUGAUUGUGGGAGAAGCUUCAGUGUGAGCUCAAGUCUCAUUGCCCACAGGAGGACCCACACAGGAGAGAAACCCUACAAAUGUUCCCACUGCGCAAAGAGCUUCAGUGUGAAAUCAGGGCUGAUCGCUCAUGAGAGGACCCACACAGGGGAAAAGCCAUACAAAUGCUUGUACUGCAGCAAAAGCUUCCGUCGCAACUCGGGCCUUGUUAGCCACCAGAGAAUCCACACCGGGGACAAGCCGUACCAGUGCUCGGUAUGUGAGAAAAGCUUUAGUGACAUCUCAAACCUCAUCACACAUCACAGAAUCCACACAGGGGAAAAACCAUAUAAAUGCUUGGAGUGUGGGAAAAGCUUCAGCCAGAGCUCGUACCUGAACAGCCACCAGAGAAUUCACACAGGAGAAAAGCCAUACGAAUGUUCCGAAUGCGGGAAAACCUUCAGUGUGAGCUCUCGCCUUAGAAAGCAUCAGCGAAGCCAUACAGGCGAGAGACCAUUUAUAUGUUUGGACUGUGGGAAAACGUUCAGCGAAAGCUCAGAUCUCCUUGCGCAUGAGAGGGCGCACACUGGGGAGAAGCCCUAUCGAUGUUCUUUCUGUGGAAAGAGCUUCUUGCGCAGUUCAGAGGUAGUUAGCCAUGAGAGGAUCCACACAGGUGAAAAACCAUACCAAUGCGGGGAAUGUGGGAAAAGCUUCAGCGUGAGCUCACGCCUGAGCGCACACAGGAGAAUCCACACAGGGGAGAAGCCUUUUCAGUGUGUGGUGUGUGAGAGAAGUUUCAGUUACAAAUCGCACCUCAUUACUCAUCAGAGAAUCCACACUGGCGAGAAACCUUUUCAGUGCUCAGUCUGUGGGAAGAGCUUCCGUGGGAGUUCUAGCCUUGUAGCUCAUGAGAGGACACAUACAGGGGAGAAACCAUACCGAUGUUUGGACUGUGGGAAAAGCUUUACUCAGAGUUCAAACCUUAUUAGUCAUCAGAGAAUCCAUGCAGAAGGAAAUUCCUGAAAAGUUUAUUGGACGAACCUUGGUAGAUUUUUAAUCCUCCUCGCCUCCUCUUUUCUUAAUGAAACUUGGGUCUGUGGUAUUUUAUUAGUGGCAUGUCUUAUCUGGAAGCAGUAUGUUUCAGCAAUUGCACUGGAAUAGCAAUGUAUGUUAUUCUCCCACCACAGAGUAGGGCACCGACAUAUACCCCUUUAAAAGUGAACAGGGGUGUUUCCAGCCCCUCCAAACCAAAGGUGGGUGGCACUCUGUCAUUGCUAAUUGUUUAGUCUGUGAAGAUUGAUUAGUUAAGUGUGUAAAAGGACAGAUGGAUAGAAAGUAAAUCUCUCUUUCCCCAAAAUAUCUGUCCUGGACCAGCUGUAUGCUCCUCCUCCAGACUUGGACUGGGGUGUUCAGAAUGUUAAGAGACGCCUUUGAACUCUACAAAGAGGGACCUGAUCAGUGGAGGCUGCUCCAUUAGGGCAAAUUAUACACUGCCCAACCAACCUCAAUCUGUCCCCACCUAGCCCCCACCUGCCUGCCUUCUUACAGCAAGCCCAGAGGGUGGCACUGCCAGUCAGCAUCGUCCUCCUUAGUCUCAUGUUGCUUUCUUAUAACUCAGCAGGGAGGAGGAGGAUGGGGACAAAAUUAGAAUUCAUUGGCUCUGGCUCCACCUACAGUUGGGCACCUUGCCUUCCGCCCUGCCAGUCCUAAUGGGUACCAGCCACCACUGGACUGUUUUUUUUGAAGCCACAACCAACCACUUUGCCUUGAUUUCUUUGUUAUUUAUAAGAUAAAAGUCCUAGCAUCUGAAUCCCACUUUGAGAAAGGGACCGAUUCUGCUGAAUGGAAAGGAACUUCGGAAGGAAACCACAAGCUAAAUCCUGAUGCUGAGGGCCACCAGAGUCGCCAAGCAGUGAAACAAGGACAGGGGGAUACAGUUUCAUAAUCUUGCAUUUAUGGCCUCAUUUCCACCCUGGAAGAUAGCAUUCUGUUUUUACUCUCCUCCCGCUCCAGAAAAAUACCCAGAGCCUCUGAUGUUAGGGAAGUUAUAUGGCUUAGUUUCCAGAGCGCCUGAGGCUCUGAAUGACAGCAAAGAACAGAAGGAGAUAAGUGUUUAGGUACAUUUUUAAUCUUUGUUUCCCCUUUCUUUUCUCUAACAAAAGAGCUGGUCCAUAUGAUCCAUAGAAUCAAAUGGUUAAGCUUUGCUUGGACUGUACUGCUUUAGGCUGAAGUGAGGAGGGCAUUGCAUGUUGGAAUGUUCCCCAUCAUGAAGAAGAGAAAAUCCUUGCAGGCAGAUACAUAGGAUAUAAGGGAUACAGCUUGGUGGAACACUUCUCCUUGACCUGCUACUUUUCUACAUGCAUGGUUUAUACAUACAAACACGCACAGGAGCAUUCAAAUAGGGGAUUUCCUCCCUUCCUCUUUUCAUCUAAAGGCUGUAAAGGCCAGGAAUGGCUUUAUCAAUUGAUUUUGCUGAUUAUAUACAGAGGUCAAAAGUCUGGGGUAGGCGGGUCCUUUUUUAUUUUUUAAUUGUCAAUAAGGAGACAAUUAGUUUUAAGUUGAGGUACUUUGUUGAGAAAACCUGGAAGAGAAAAGCAGGUGGGGGGUGGGGGGAUUUCAAACGUGGGAGAGGGAAUUCCUACAUGGGUAUUCAAGGUUUGUUUGUUUGUUUUGUCUUUAACUAGAGAAUAAUUGGAAAUUAUCCAUGAUGGGUAGGUGUAACAGAGUUGGUGCACAUGAAAACGGAUUUAAGCGUGGGAAAUUAUUUCUGUUCCUCGCACUCCCACUGAAAUCAUUGGAACGCUAUAUCAGCAUUGAUGCUAAACUCUACUCACUUGACAUUGACGUGAGUCCAACAUGAAGUUGGCCUUCAAGUCCUGUGUAUAAGUUUCACAGCGGACAGUUCCCAUCGCUUCUCAGCUUUUGGAUAAGGGUCACUUUUUUUCCUUGUCAGAAGCAUCAGCUCUUCUGUCUCAAGCUAAUCUUGUUUUUUAAAAAAUGCAAGUGAGGACAAGGAAUUUUUGAACCCGCUCUUAAUGCUGAGUUUAAAAGCAAGAUUGUAAUUUAAAUGCCACAGAUUGCCUCCUCCCUUCAGACACGUCUGGGAAGGGAGAUGGACCCUUUGGCCCUCCAGAUGUUGCUGAACUACAUCUCCCAUCAUCCCUGGCCAUUGGCCAUACUUGCUGGGGCUGAUGGGAGUUGUAGUUCAGCAGCAUCUGGCGGGCCAAAGGUUUCCUACCCCUGCCUUUGGGGUUUAGGACAGUGUUCUCCAACCUUGGGUCCCCAAAUGUUGUUGAACUACAACCUCCAUCAUCCCUAGCCAGCUUAGCCAAUGGUUGGGGGUGGUGGGAGUUGUAGUUUGUAAGUCACUGGUACAGAUUGGAAGGCACUUAUCUGCACUGUAUAUGCUCAAUUCUCAUCAAGGUAUAUCAAGCCAGCUGAUUUGGGCCCCGUGACAACACGCAGCACCCUUCUGCCCUGCGGCAUGACAUGCUGCUUGCAAAAUCACAUAGUCACUAGAAUUUGAAAUCAUGUUAUAGAGUUGAAUAGUCUUUAGUCUUUUUCCAAUCUGAUGCCCUCCAGAUGAUGUUGAGCUACAACCCCCCAUCAGCCUCAGCCAGGUCAGCCAAGAGUCAAGGAUGAUGGGAGUUGUAGUCCAACGUCAGCUGGGAUCCCACAGUUGGAGAACACUUGUCCAGAAGAUGUGCCCCCAGCUUUUCCUGGAUGGAGGGAGGUUUAUCUCAGCCUUUGUCGUCUUCAACGCUACACCAUUCUCAGUCCCAGAAACUCAUUGCCUGCCAUCCUGUUACAGCAGCUGUGGGGAACCCUUUGGCCCUCCGGAUAUUGCAGAACUGCCGUUCCCAUCAGCCCCAGCAAGCAUGGCCAGUGGCCAGCAGUGAUGGGAGGUGUAGUUCAGCAACACCUAGAGGGCCCAAGGUUCCUGUAUUAAAGGGAGGGCAGGGAGAUUUGUUUUGUUUUGUCCAAAGAGAGGUCCCCUCCAGUUGAAGAAAAUAUUUUCUUUUCCACACUGAAAUAAAAGUUUCACCCACUUAAUGGUGCCAUUUUUUUAUUGUUUUCCCCUUACAAUUUAUACUUCUUGUUGAACUUAGAGGAGUAUGUGUGCGUCUUUUGUGUUUAAUUCCCUCAACGUAGUUUCAAAAUAUAACAGCAAUAAUAAAACAAUCAUAGCCUUAGAAAACACACACAAAUGGAAUGGAAGUUGUAGGAUUUUACAAAAUCA
Molecule: messenger RNA, 8267 nt
Organism: Rhineura floridana
Lineage: Eukaryota; Metazoa; Chordata; Lepidosauria; Squamata; Rhineuridae
Exons: 8
Coding region: 473-5050 (1525 amino acids)
Biological process (GO): regulation of transcription by RNA polymerase II
Cellular component (GO): nucleus
Molecular function (GO): RNA polymerase II cis-regulatory region sequence-specific DNA binding; DNA-binding transcription activator activity, RNA polymerase II-specific
Source: RefSeq, a predicted model, not a curated record